CGGAGAGUGAAUAUUUGGUGCUCAGUAUGGCCCGGUUCCUCUCUCCAUUUGCACUGUAUCGUUUGCGUCUCAAAUGCUCGGGUAGUUCUUGUCCAUGACUUUGAAGAGAUUCUUCUUCCCUGACAUUAUCCCAUCGGCCUACUCGAUGACUUCCCAGGCUUGUAAGAAAGAGAGGACCCCCCAGGGACUGGGUAAUUGCAGGUCCUGGACGAACAAUUGCAUGUAAAUCCUGGUCAUAAAUUCGGUCAACAGUCCCCCCUUGUUCUGCGUAUAGUUUAUUAUCUCUCCUCUUUGCAAACACAGCAAACAUCAACUCAUCAUUAUCUCCGAUGGCCUCGCGAUAUCGGCUUCAACAACCACCUGUUGAUUGGAUUACAAUUGCGAAAUACAAUACCAAAAUCUCCCUGACUUUCUCCGUGGUACCUGACCGGGAAUCGCUUCCACCCCCUGCAUAGGGCCGACAGCUUCACUUUCCCCCCACCCAACCCUAUCCAGCCAACAUGCCACCACCGCGCUCUAUCCUCCAAACUUAUCGUCUCAUCUCACAGCGCAAACCCUCCGCCCACCGUCUCUUCUCAACUCCUCCUCCUCCUCCUUCCCCACCCCCUUCCGCAAAAGAUGUCCGGUCGCGUCUACACAGAUUAAAUGAUCGUCUUCCAGCCUCGGUCCGUCCCUACACCACGCCUCUUCUCCGAGCUCCCGCAACGCACAUUACAUCCUUCCUCAUCCUGCACGAGAUCACCGCCGUGAUCAGUCUAUUUGGAUUGGUGGCUGCCUUUCAUUAUAACAAUGGAUUGCUCCCGGAUAUGUCCUCCAAUCAAUUGUUCGAGGAGCAGACGCAGAAGUUCGGACGUUGGCUGCGGAAGAAAGGCUGGGUGGAGGAGGUGGAUGUGGAUACUGUAGCUGAGGAGUAUGGAGGGGACAGUGCACACCACCAUGGCGAGGCGGAACGGUCAGCGUUGUCAGUCCAAGGCGAACGGGAGGGAGUGAGGUUGAUCUUGGAGUUCGCAACAGCUUAUCUCAUUACCAAGGCUCUAAUGCCGGUCCGCAUCGUGGUGAGUGUUUGGGCUACCCCGUGGUUUUCUAGAGCCGUGCUUUCGCCAUUGGGGAGGGGUGCUAGAGGGCUGUUUGGGAGGAAAUAAUGGUCGAGUCAGGCACCGUGUAUGUAUGAUAUAGUGCUAGACGGGUUCAAGCUUUGUACGGAGUACUACUAGC
Molecule: messenger RNA, 1215 nt
Organism: Aspergillus eucalypticola CBS 122712
Lineage: Eukaryota; Fungi; Ascomycota; Eurotiomycetes; Eurotiales; Aspergillaceae
Exons: 1
Coding region: 501-1142 (213 amino acids)
Cellular component (GO): mitochondrion
Source: RefSeq, a predicted model, not a curated record